Messenger RNA from Plasmodium gonderi, 963 nucleotides. RefSeq names its product variable surface protein. The record is from RefSeq and is a predicted model, not a curated record. NCBI's taxonomy places the organism in Eukaryota, Apicomplexa, Aconoidasida, Haemosporida, Plasmodiidae. Bases 1 to 963 code for a protein of 320 amino acids. The transcript is spliced from 3 exons.
AUGCCAUCUACAAAAUAUAACCACUAUAUUUUGGUAAGAUUAUUUGACAACUAUAAAAUAAUAAUAAAAGAAGAUUUCAAAGAUUACAAAAAAUGUGAAGAAGAGAAUCCAUGCAAAAAUGAUGAUCCAUGUGAAUAUAAGGAACUGUGCGAAAAUGAUGAAGAUAGUGAAAGAGUUCAAUCCUGUGAACACUAUAUUAAGGAAUAUGUGAAGAAUUUUAAUUUUGACUUAAGUAGUACAUGUCGAACAGUUACACAUUAUUUACAAAAUCAAAAAAGUACAAACGAAAUUAACACUUAUGUUGGCUGUAUGUAUUUAUAUUAUUGGUUAUAUAAUGAUCUCCUUCAUAAGAAUAAAAAUAGUGUAUAUAUUAAAAAUCUUUAUGAUGCAUUCAUCAACGCAUUUAAUAGGAAUACCGUGACUCCUAUAUGCAGUGAUUUUAAUAUGCAUCUCACACAAGAAGUAUUGGAAAAUCUGAAAGAUAUAUAUGAAAUCAAUACUAAGCUUUAUAAUUUUAUAAAUGGAAGAGGUGAAUGUUCAGGAGACAGAAAGUGUAAAUGCGGUGAAGAAUGCGCGAAUACAUAUAUGAGACAUCAAAAAAACUGUCAAUCAAAUCAGUACCCAGAUUUUUGCAAUGCAUUAAAAAAUAUUAGACAACAAUAUAAUGAAGAAAUGGAAAAGGAAAAAUGCAAUAAUAUUGAAUACCAAAUUUUACCAAUUUUCCAAGCAAAGAAUAUAAGAGUUUCUCCUUUAAUUCCAAUUGUUAUAAUAUUAGUAAUAUCUAUUUUUUUAUUUAAUAUAUAUAAGUUUACAACAUUUGGUUCAUACUUUCGCCGUAUUAUAAAAAGGAAAAGGAAUAAAUGGAAUAAUAUAGUUGAAGAAUACAAUAUGUUCCAAAAUUAUGAAACUAUGAACAGCAUUCCAAAGAAUAGUAUAUAUAAUAUAAAAUACAGUUCUGUCUAA